Fundulus heteroclitus (mummichog) is the source of this 1894-nucleotide messenger RNA. RefSeq lists its product as uncharacterized. NCBI's taxonomy places the organism in Eukaryota, Metazoa, Chordata, Actinopteri, Cyprinodontiformes, Fundulidae. The record is from RefSeq and is a predicted model, not a curated record.
ACCGACGAUAAAAGCGCCUGAGGUGAAUGGCCGCAGCUCACAGCGCAGCAGGCUGACGCGCUGACUGCACGGGACUGGCACGAAGGGCGGCAGGAGGAUGCGGAAACGGGGAUAACUGGAUACAAUUAAUCGCUACCCCCGUUUUAUCAUCAUCGCGGCUGUUGGCGCAUCUGAAUGAUGGAUUUCUGACGAUCCAACGACGGUGUGUAGUGCGUAACGGUGCAAAUUCCUCAUCGAUCCACUCUGACUUCACAACACAGAUACUUGCAAGCAACUUCUGCACAGAAUGAGAGCAUGUCUUUUAGGUAAAAGCUUAGGGAGAUGGUGGACAGGAUGGUAUGUCUCAGCGCUGAAGAAUCUGUCAUCGAAUCAUGCUCUGAAGCCCCUCAUUCCCACCUUCUGCUUUCUGGUGGUGAUCAUCUACAGCCAGGCUGACAAACUCAGGAACUUUGUAGCUGGCAUCUUUAUCCCGCAGUACCACUACUCCUUUCCUGUGGCUCUCUGCUUCACCCAGUGGCAUCUUUAUCCCGCAGUACCACUACUCCUUUCCUGUGGCUCUCUGCUUCACCCAGGUUCUGGUUUCUCUCGUCUUCAUAAAUCUCCUCCAUGCCCUGGGUCUGGUGCCUCUCAGAUCCUACUCCAGAUCGCUGGGAGAGAGGCUGCUGCUGCCUGCCAUCUGUAACAGCGUUCACUCCGUGCUGGUGACGUGGGCCAAAGCCAGCAGCCCGUACACGAGCCUCUUCUUCUUCACCGUGCCUCUGCUGCCUCUGCUAACCGUGGGCUUAAGUUUUGCCCUGAAGGUGGCAUCCCCACCAUCUCACCACUCGUCGGUGCUGAUUUCGAUCCUGAGUGGGAUGUUCGUUGUCAUCACAGCAUCCAAGGGUAUCUCUGGCAAUGAGCCUCUGGAGUACUUUUACGCACCCCUUGCUUUGAUUCUCCACAGUCUUUCCCUAAUCGGCUUGGCUAAAGUUUCUGAGGCCGAGCGCCACCAGCCCCCUGACGUCCAAGCCUCUGUGUUUGAUAUCUACUACGCCCAACUUGUCAACCAGAGCGGCGUGCUGGGCCUCCUGUGGGUCCUGCACCCAGACAAUCCCUGUGAAGUGUUGAGACUGAGCAGCUGGCGCAAUCUACUCUUCCACGGAUACCUGCUCGCCAUCGUCCUGCUGGGAAUGGUUCUCAACUUCUUCGUCUGCAUUUCAGCUCUUUGUGUCUCCCCACUCGCUGCCGCGCUGCUGUAUUCAGCGAGGUACAUGGUACAGCCGUUUUUUCAUCUUCUGUAGCUUGUUUGUGUGGCGCAGAAACGCUGACUGGAGAGUCCACCACUAUCAAGGGUUGAAGGCAUAUUUUUAAGUUUAAAGUUUUCAAUGGAUUGUAAAAAACAAAAAGUUGUAAGAAAACUUGGGAAAGAUCCCCUUCAGGUAAAGUCUUACCUAAUCUAACAUUAAUCCGAUUGGAAUUUAUAUUUUUAGAACAAAAAGUCUGACACUGCCAGCGAUAAUCAGCAUUCUAAGCAUGUCAAACAGGAAAAACUAAAAUAGAUACCAGGAAACUUGCUACAGGGACCGCUGGGCCCAAAUUCCAAAAAGCUGUUUAAUAUAAUUUCACCACCUGCUUCAAUAAGCAAAUGCCAAAUAACCAUUAAACAUGUAAACAAGGCUAAAAGUAAGAGAUGUGUAAAUUGAUAUGGCCAAAUUAUCUGUUCAUAUGUAAUAUUAGACUAAACCUUGUUUAAGUAAAAUUUUCUGUAUAUAGCACCAGUUCACAAUACAUGUCAUCUCAAGUCUCUUUACAAAAUCAAAUACAAUCAGAACUUAAAGACAAAUUAGUCAAAAAGUUUCCUCUCUAAGGAAACCCAGCAGAUUGUAUCAAGUCUUGACAAGCAGCAUUCACUCCU